GAGUACGAUUUUUCGAAUCCAUUUGUCCAAGACAAAGUGAUAAUGUUCCCACAAAGUUCUCAAAAAAAGUAUUGGAUAUUCAGCGAUGAAAAUGACUUAACAGUGCUGAGGGAGAAAACAAAUGCUGAAUUUAUUGAGAGACAUGGUGAAAAUAUGACGCCAGAGGAAAGGGAGGAACAUUUUCUAUCAUCUACAGAGGAGCGUACAUUACUUCGUUUUUAUGAAUUGCAAUUGAGAGAUUUCUGCCGUCGCUUUAGUCCUCCAAUGCCAAGAGCUACCAUAGCAACUGCAUUGCAUUAUUUCAAACGAUUCUACCUCAGAAACAGUGUCAUGGACUAUCAUCCGAAAGAGAUUUUAGUCACAUGCGUUUACUUGGCCUGUAAAGUAGAGGAGUUCAAUGUUUCCAUAUAUCAGUUUGUUGCUAACAUUAAAGGUGACAGGGAAAAGGCAUCUGAUAUUAUACUUAAUAAUGAAUUGCUUCUUAUGCAACAAUUGAAUUACAAUUUAACAGUACAUAAUCCAUUCAGACCUGUAGAGGGACUAAUGAUAGAUAUCAAGACUAGAUAUAAUUCUUUGGAGAAUCCAGAAAGGCUGAGGCCAUACAUAGAUGAGUUUUUGGAAAGGGUUUUCUUGACUGAUAGUGUCCUACUUUAUGCUCCAAGCCAAGUGGCGUUAGCAGCUACACUACACGCAACAUCUAGGGCUUCUGCUAAUCUGGAUAAUUAUGUGACUGAUAUUUUAUUCUCCAAGGAGCACUUAGGCUGUAUAAUUGAAGCAGUAAGAAAAAUAAGGUCUAUGGCUAAAUGCGUAGAACCUCCAUCAAGGGAUGUGGUAAGGGCGUUGGAAAAGAAAUUAGAGAAAUGUAGAAAUCAGGAGAAUAAUCCUGACAGUGAAAUAUAUAAACAAAGGAUGCAAGAAAUGUUGGACGAAGAGGACCUGCAAGAUAAUGAAAAGUAUGCCAAAAUAAUGCAAGAUCAAGCAGCCAAUGAUGAGAAGAUCUUAGGAGUGAGCAAAGUUUUGUCUCCAUCUGCACUUUAA
Messenger RNA from Dufourea novaeangliae, 1038 nucleotides. RefSeq names its product cyclin-H (gene CycH). NCBI's taxonomy places the organism in Eukaryota, Metazoa, Arthropoda, Insecta, Hymenoptera, Halictidae. The coding region runs from base 43 to 1038 and encodes 331 amino acids. Gene Ontology annotation, biological process: DNA-templated transcription; regulation of cyclin-dependent protein serine/threonine kinase activity; regulation of transcription by RNA polymerase II. Gene Ontology annotation, molecular function: cyclin-dependent protein serine/threonine kinase regulator activity. The transcript is spliced from 6 exons. The record is from RefSeq and is a predicted model, not a curated record. Gene Ontology annotation, cellular component: transcription factor TFIIK complex; nucleus.